AUGACUACAGCAAUUCAAACGGUCUCGGAGAGCAAAGAGUUGCGUGGGCUCAAUCUAAUUGCGGCUCAUUCUCAUAUUCGCGGUCUAGGUGUUGAUCCAGAUAGUCUUGAACCCCGUGCAUCAUCGCAAGGACUUGUAGGACAAGAGAAGGCGCGUAAGGCUGCAGCUGUAAUUCUACAAAUGGUCAAGGAAGGGAAGAUAGCAGGUCGAGCAGUUUUGAUUGCAGGUCCUCCGAGUACUGGAAAAACCGCAAUAGCAAUGGGAAUGGCACAAUCUCUAGGUUCGGACGUGCCAUUUACCAUGUUAGCUUCUUCGGAAAUAUUUUCUCUGGAAAUGUCGAAAACGGAAGCACUUACCCAAGCCUUUCGAAAGUCAAUUGGUGUGCGCAUAAAGGAGGAAAGUGAGAUGAUCGAGGGAGAGGUUGUUGAGAUACAGACCGACAGGAGUGUAACAGGUGGUACCAAACAGGGCAAAUUGACCAUCAAAACCACGGAUAUGGAGACAAUAUACGACAUGGGAAGCAAAAUGAUCGAUUCGAUGACAAAAGAGCGCGUAAUGGCAGGAGACAUUAUAACAAUUGACAAAUCUUCGGGCAAAAUUACCAAGCUGGGACGAUCGUACGCAAAAUCGAGAGAUUACGAUGCAAUGGGUGUGGACACAAAGUUCUUGCAGUGUCCAGACGGUGAGCUGCAGAAGCGCAAAGAAGUCGUCCACACCGUGAGCUUACACGAGAUUGACGUGAUUAACUCAAGGACGCAGGGUUUCUUGGCUCUUUUCUCGGGGGACACUGGAGAAAUCAGAAGCGAGGUUCGUGAUCAGAUCAACACAAAGGUUGCGGAAUGGAAGGAAGAGGGAAAAGCCGAAAUUGUGCCUGGUGUUCUUUUCAUCGACGAAGUUCAUAUGCUGGAUAUCGAAUGCUUUUCAUAUAUCAAUCGCGCUUUAGAGGAUCAGCUCGCACCCAUCGUCAUAAUGGCAAGCAACCGUGGAAAUUCUAGAAUUCGAGGCACGAAUUACAAAAGUCCCCAUGGAUUACCUCUUGACUUCCUAGAUCGUGUUGUUAUUGUUAGCACUCAUCCAUACGCCAAAGAAGAGAUUCAGCAGAUCCUUUCCAUUCGUGCACAAGAAGAGGAAGUCGAUGUUUCUUCUGAUGCACUAGCCUUACUAACUAAGAUUGGACAAGAAGCCGGUCUCAGAUAUGCCAGUAACCUUAUCACCACAUCACAACUCAUCUGUGCGAAACGAAAGGCUACGCAGAUCGGUAUCGAAGACGUUCAACGAAGCUUUGCCCUUUUCUUUGACUCUGCACGCAGUGUCAAGUUCGUCACGGACUUUGAGAAACGUUUUAUUGGUGAUGAAGGAGAUGUGAACUUGUCAGUGACCAAUGGUCAUGGCGAUGCGAUGGAACUUUGA
This is a messenger RNA of Sclerotinia borealis F-4128, 1410 nucleotides long. Lineage: Eukaryota; Fungi; Ascomycota; Leotiomycetes; Helotiales; Sclerotiniaceae. The record is from the annotation of a GenBank genome assembly.